AUGGACAUUCUGGGACUCAUCCUCCUCUCUCUCGCGCUUUCCCUCAUCCUGGCUUUUUUCCUGUGUCCUCUAUUCUUCAAGUCAUGUCCGGAGCGAGGAAGCCUCUCCCCAGGUCCUCCGGCUUUCCCCCUCGUGGGCAACCUUUUUUGGCUACGCCACUCCUUUUGCGAAAUCGAGUCUGUCCUCCGGCGCCUGCGGGAUACGUACGGCCCCAUGGUCACUAUCCACAUCGGCUUCGUUCCCACUGUUGUCAUCUCCGACGCGGACCUCGCCUAUAGUAUCCUCGUCGAGAAAGGUUCCCUCUUCGCCGAUCGCCCCCCAACGACUCCUGUUCUCCGGGUCCUCAGUGGAGACCAGUGCGUUGUGAGCGACUGCCGCUAUGGACCUGCCUGGCGAGUUCUCCGCCGCAAUAUGACGGCGGUGAUCCUCCACCCAUCGCGUAUCAAGGAGUUCUCACAUUACCGUCGGCGGGCAGGCGGAGUCCAUAAAGACGAGCUUCGCCGGCAGGCCGAAGUCGGGGAGCCGGUGGCGGUGCUGGACAGCUUCCGGUACGCCUUCAUUUCUCUGUUCGCUUCGAUGUGCUUCGGUGAGAACUUGGAGGAGAAGACCGUUCGGGAGAUCCAGAGGGUUCAACACGACAUCUCUGUCCAUUUCGUCAAGGUCAACGUUUUUCUUAUCCUCCCCCGAGUAGGAAACUAUAUUUACUGGCGCCUGUGGAGGAAGAUCGGAGAAAUUCGCCGCAGGCAGGAGGGCCUUCUUGUCCCAUUGAUCAAAGCCCGCCGGGAGCGGAGUGAAGAGAUGAAGAAAAGGGGAGAGGAUAGCUUCCAAUUCUCGUAUGGAGAUUCGCUACUCAACCUGGAGCUCCCCGACGAGGAGGGGAGGAAGCGAAAGCUAAGAGAGGAGGAGAUCAUCUCCCUCUGUUCCGAGAUUUUAACCGCCGGCACGGACACGACAGUGACUGUGCUGCAGUGGAUAAUGGCGAACUUGGUGAAGCACCAACACAUACAAGCGAGGCUGUUCGAAGAAAUCUCCGCCGUUGUCCGCGACGGGGAGGACGUGGAGGAGGAGGACCUGGGCAAGCUGCCCUUCCUCAGGGCCGUGAUCAUGGAAGGCCUUCGGCGGCAUCCCCCGGCACACUUCCUCUUGCCUCAUUCGCCAGUGGAGGAUGCGACCGUUGAAGGGUACCUGAUACCUCGGGGGACAAACGUCAAUGUUACGGUGACGGAGAUGAAUUGGAACUCGAAGGUGUGGUCGAAUCCAAUGGAGUUCAGGCCGGAGCGAUUUCUCCCCGGUGGAGAAGGCGAAGGGCUGGAGAUAACCUGUAGGAAGGAAAUAAAGAUGCUGACUUUCGGGGCGGGGAGGAGGGCCUGCCCCGCGUUAGACCUGGCCAUGCUACACCUCGGGUACUUCGUAGCCGAUAUGGUGCGGGAGUUCGAGUGGAACGCGGUCAAUGGGGAGGACGUGGACAUGUCAGAACAGAUGGAGUUCACCAUUGUCAUGAAGACACCUCUGAAGGCCACUCUCCUGCCACGCGCGAGAAAUACCAAGCAGAUUCUGUAG
Molecule: messenger RNA, 1560 nt
Organism: Spirodela intermedia
Lineage: Eukaryota; Viridiplantae; Streptophyta; Magnoliopsida; Alismatales; Araceae
Source: the annotation of a GenBank genome assembly